This is a messenger RNA of Centropristis striata (black sea bass), 2502 nucleotides long. Its product is annotated as NACHT, LRR and PYD domains-containing protein 1b allele 2-like. The transcript is spliced from 8 exons. NCBI's taxonomy places the organism in Eukaryota, Metazoa, Chordata, Actinopteri, Perciformes, Serranidae. The record is from RefSeq and is a predicted model, not a curated record. Bases 1 to 1113 code for a protein of 370 amino acids. Gene Ontology annotation, biological process: regulation of apoptotic process.
AUGCAGUCCUCUCGGGGGGCUGGUGGAAAAGAGGAUGAAGAAGUGGAAGUUUAUAUACAGGAGACCUCAGAAGUCUUCCUGACCAAUGAGAGACCCCAGCAGGAGUUCACAGGUCGAUUUGAAUGCAGCGUGUCUUCGUUGCGCUGGGUUUGUAAGGAAAAGGUCAGCCUCCAAUACCAGUUCUGCUCAUGGGAGGAACACAGGCACAGGCCUUCAUGCAAAGAUUACAUACCAGCAGGACCACUAAUGGACAUCACAGUCACAGCUGGGAAGUUAGAGGAGGUGCAACUGCCACAUUGGAUUGAUCACAACCCCAAAAUGCCACACAGCUUUGCAGUUCUACAUGUGAAAUCCUGUGGAGAUUCUGUGGAACGAGUGUCUGAAGUGACAUCGUCCCACGUCAAGUUGCUGCAGCCCACUUUCUCACCAAUUGGUGUCAUGAUCCAGCAGUUUUUUGGCUUCCCUGUGAACGUUUUCUAUGACGUGUUGAUGUACAAGAAAAUCCAAACUGCCCUCAAACUGCAUGUUUACCUGGUGCCACCUGAUCCUGCUCUGCAAAAGGCAGUGGAAAAAGAGCAAAACUCUGUUGGAUCAAUUAAACUGCUAAAACCAGGCCCAGACAAGUCCAUGGUAUUAGGAGAUAACUUAUCGCUGAAAACAGACAAGGCGGGUGCACACAUUCAACCCAGGACACGAGAGCUCCGAUACGAUAGCAGAAAUUUAUUUGAGGUGUUCCUCAGAAAUGCAGACGGUGACUUCACCCUCAAGCUUAAAAGUGAGCAAAACACUAUCUGGAGCUGUUCUAUUUUCAAAGAAGACUACCAAACUCAAAGCACUGGUCAUAAACAAGGUCAGCAUUUCGUGGCUCAACAUCGGAGAGCUCUGAUUAACAGAGUGAGUGUAACAGCCCCCAUCCUGGACGAGCUCGUGGAGAGGGAGUUGAUCUCAAAGGAGACCUACAAUGAUGUCAAAGCCUUAGCAACCACACAAGACCAGAUGAGGAAAAUUCUGGCGGUUUUGAACACCGCAAUAGCAAAAGACGGCCUCUAUAAAAUCCUGAAAGGGAUGACGGGUACAGAGCACCUUAUCAGUGAGCUUGAGGCAUCUGGAUAAAGAAGCCAAAAGUAGUAAAAAGUGCUGCAGCUUUGGACACUAUAGUGCCCCUUUACGACCAAAGCAGUUUCAGGGCCGGUUCGGAGCCGGUGCUAGUGCUGGUUCACAACUGUUUGCUUCUCCACAGGCUCUAGAGCCACGUCAUUACGUCACUGUUAGCGUCUGCGUAUGUCUCCACCCUCUCAGCAAGUACAAUAACAGUCAACGGUCUCUACAACACAUCUGUGCUGCUCUUCUUCAUCCCUCAGACGCCAAAUACAUUCUGAUUAACACUGAACAUAAGAUGUUAAUGUUGGACUUGUUGUAAGCUAACACUAGCCCGCUAACGUUAGCACACUAUGGAUCGCCGGCUACGGUUAGCACCCGAGCAACCGUCCGCUAACGUUAGCACGCUAGCUCACACGUAUCAAUCACAUUUCAGUUAAACAAAUCAAUAAUAAAUGAUAUAUGUUUUUGUUGGUCUCUCACAUAGACUGUAUAUAAAUAAUGGACGUAGUCACCGUGACGUCACCCAUUGGGUGCCCGGUGGGGAUUGACGCCGGGCAGAGGACAAAGCAAAACCGUGGCGGAGCUGGUCCGUGGCCGUUCCACGCCCGGUGGAAAUCCUCAGUAACAGUGAAAGACGCCAAGCUCUACGUCUCAAACUAGACUUUUCUCCUCUGUAGUUCCCCCAAACUCAGUAAGUGAGGCAUAAGACUAAGUCUCAGUUGCUUUGUAUAAAAGCGUCUGCUAAAUUACAUUGUUAUAUUGUAACAAAAUUUAUUUUUAUAAUUUCGUUUUUUUUCAAUACUUUCUUUCAUGUAAAUAUUCAUGUUUUACAUCCAACAAGAUGUGUCAAACAAACCCAAUGCAAUUGUAAAGAGAAGAGCACCUUUGGUGCAUUUUGCAGGAUGCAGAUUCUGUUGUAUAAAUGUUUUAAACAUAUGUGGCAGUUCUAAAGCUUGAAAAAGCAAAUAUGUCAUUAAACAAUGUAAGUAUGUGAGGAAGAACACUGUAAUGUGCUGGACUAAAGACUUUGAAAAUGUGAGAUAUUUUAUGAUUAAUGACGAGAUUGAAUCUUUGUUUGUUUUAGUCUAUUUUGUGUGUUUUUUCAACAGAUUUCAUUCAGAGUUUUACAUUAAAUGGGUGAAUUAUUUUUAUCAUGUGCCAUUGCCAAUUGUGACAUUUUCACCAUUUUUACUCGACAAUUGUCAAUGAAAGAUUUGUUUUUACAUUAUUAAACUAAUUGUUAUUAAAGACAAAUCUGUGAUAUUGUAAUGGUUCACACAUUCACACUAAAAUCAAGAUUGUGUGGUUCAUACCAAAGCCCAUUUCCGCCAGUUAUACAAAAUAAAAAUGAAAACUUGUCUUUUUUUUGUUUUGUUUUUGCCCACAUGAAAUUGAAAUUGU